Molecule: messenger RNA, 1752 nt
Organism: Tachysurus vachellii
Lineage: Eukaryota; Metazoa; Chordata; Actinopteri; Siluriformes; Bagridae
Gene: tmem116
Product: transmembrane protein 116
Exons: 11
Coding region: 166-1254 (362 amino acids)
Biological process (GO): adenylate cyclase-activating G protein-coupled receptor signaling pathway
Cellular component (GO): plasma membrane
Molecular function (GO): G protein-coupled receptor activity
Source: RefSeq, a predicted model, not a curated record
AGUUUCCACUGCAAAAAAAAGGCAGGGUUAAGUCACAUUUUCGUAACUGACAUGGGCGAAACUAAAGAUUAUGAGGGCGUAGUCGCGUGGAGUGCAAAUAACCUGUAAAACGCUGGUUUAGGUUACAGUAUAAUGGUAUAGUCGUUAUUUUACAACACUUUUGAGAUGGACACUUUUUAUUCAAACGGUUCUCAGAUAAAUACCACACUGCCGACUGAAGACUGGACAACUGUCUACUCAGCAGUGCGCUGGAUUCAAAUGACAAUGGCAAUUCUGAGUAUUUUAGGUUCUGGCUCCAUUAUUUUCUACACUGUUCUCCAAAGACACGUAAGAACGUCUGAGGUACAACCACUAUUUCUUUUGAGCUUAACGGACCUGCUGUUAGCCAUGAGCUGGUUGAGUGGCGCUCUCCUCUUCAGCAAUUUCUGUGAAUCUCAUGUUAUCUGUUACAACCUCCACACUGUGGAGCAGACGCUCUUCAUGGCUUCCUUUUUCUAUACACUCCACUAUGUGUGGGUGCUCUACACUGGUUUGAAGGAGAAAUAUUUUUGCAGAAUGAAUGGUUUCUCAGCUCAGAAUCCAAUCCAAGCAAACCCAUGCAGUCAACUGGGAGCUGUUAUUUCCUGUGUUUUGCCACUCAUGCUCACAGUGCCAGUGUUCAUAACAGGAAAUGUGUCACAUUGUUAUGUAAACUUUACACAGCCUUACAGAUGCCUUUUGUUACACACUGGUGCUCUGUACCUUACCUCACAGGAGAGUGAGAUACUCAUAACUUGUAAGAUCAUCAGUGACUACACUAUUGCUACCUUCCUAAUGACCUUCUUCUUCACUCUAACUGGGAUUGUGGUGCUAAUGGUAAAAGCUCGCUCCUUGUACAAGCGCUGUUUUACUUCUCAUGGCUUCUUUGCUGAUCGUCAGUGGGCCACACUCCGUGUGCUGGAGCAGCGCAUGUUCCUUUACCCAACUGCAUUCUUUUUCUGCUGGGGACCAGCAAUUUUCCUGGCCACAAUGAUGUUAUUCAAACCAGAGGAAGUGGAAGGAAAGGUGGGAGUUAUCCUGUACAUUCUACAGGCCCUCACCUCUGGCUCUCAGGGUCUGUUGAACUGUCUGGUGUAUGGUUGGACCCAACAGCACUUCCGCAACCUAUGCAGUGGCAUUAUGCGAGAUGCUGAUACCCAAACGCCACUCUUGCGUUCCCAGAAAAAAUCUUACAACAACCUCUGCUCAUCCAGCACAGACAUGCAACACAUCUGAGGGAUGCAAAAAAAAUUAUAUUUAUUUAUUACUAAUUAUUAAUAAUACUAAACUGCCUUGACUUUGGCUGAGAGAUUUAUUAAGAGUUAUUUGCGUCACACAGAAAAAUGUCUGGACAUUCAUAUGUGAAGUGCAUCUCUAGAGGUGGGUUUUUCUUUUGUUUGAUUUUUACUUCUGUGGUCACCCACAGGGCAUGGCAUGCAACACCAGGUGUCCAGGCAAGAUGGGUAAAUAUGAGAAUAAAAACACUAUAUGAGAAUUUUGAAAAGUGUCUCAAAGAAGGAAGAGGUCUAGUAUUGGUUUUGUUAUGAGUCCUGCUGCUGCACCUGUUACCAGAAAGCUAUGCAAAGAAAUUCCACUAAGAGCCUCUAGCUAUGUUCAUAAAAAGCAACGAACUUUACAUACGGUUAAAAACUGAAACGUGAGAAAGGACUUCUUUUUGACAUAUGGCAAGACAGGACAAAAGUACACAUUAAAGUGAAAAAUACUUUUACAGUA